Molecule: messenger RNA, 879 nt
Organism: Arabis nemorensis
Lineage: Eukaryota; Viridiplantae; Streptophyta; Magnoliopsida; Brassicales; Brassicaceae
Source: the annotation of a GenBank genome assembly
AUGCAGGGUUUGGCGGCGACCACCACCACCAACCGUGGCUCUCUUACCUUUUUCGCUCCCAGGAACCAUAGUCCAAUUCUAAAGAAGUAUGUGAAUCAAACGGUAUGCUUCCCCAAGUUUGAUUCAUUCUCAAAAUUAAGAUUGUCAACAAGCUCUAUCUCACAGAAAUGUCCACUAGCCAUUGUUCCUCUUUCAGCAACUGCACCUGUGGACUUUACAGCAGAGUCACCAUUUGCUCAUGGUUUACCACCAUUGGCUUCUGGUUUGAGAGGAAAACGGAGACCGCUAGAGCCUGCGAAAGCAUUCAAAGACGACUUCUUCAAAAUCAAACUACCUAAAAUCGCAGAGCGGCCUGAAUGGUGGUGGAGGACAUUAGCUUGUAUCCCUUACCUGAUAUCCCUUCAAAUAUCUGAUGUCGGGUUCUACGUCCAACCGUUUCUAGAAAAGCACGACGCGAUUGGAGACAUGAUUUAUUUCAUCCCGGGAGCGAUAAACAGAUGGCCGCACUGGUUCUUCAUGGUGUACUGUUACUUGGGUUACAUGUGGGUAGUGAAGAACAAAGACUUGCCUCAUUACUUGAGGUUUCACAUGAUGAUGGGUAUGCUUCUUGAAACAGCGCUUCAGAUCAUAUGGUGUACGAGCAAUUUCUUCCCGCUGAUUCAUUUCAAAGGACAGUUUGGGAUGUAUUAUUGGAUGGCGAUUGGAUUCACUUACAUAUGUCUGCUUCUUGAAUGCAUUCGGUGCGCUCUCGCUGGAGUUUAUGCUCAGAUUCCUUUCAUGACUGAUGCUGCUUCCAUUCACACUCUCUUCAACUUGGGAGGUUUUCAGAGACCACUCAGAGGUGGUGGUUGUGACUUAUCGAGUCUAAGUCUAAAGUGA